Messenger RNA from Seminavis robusta, 775 nucleotides. Lineage: Eukaryota; Bacillariophyta; Bacillariophyceae; Naviculales; Naviculaceae. The record is from the annotation of a GenBank genome assembly.
UUGCGGUACGGUACGCAACGGCAACAGAUGGCACGGAAAGCAAACUUCAAGAGUUGCCAAGUGCCUAUCCAUUAGAAAGACACUUGGCUCCAACAAUCAAGAGACACAAAGAGUCCACCGACAAACGAAGUGUGAAGUGCGGCAACUACUACUAUACUACCAGCUAGCUACAGUAUGAAGCGAUCCAAUCUUAUAGCAAAUGUCUUUUUCCUGCUCUUGUUGGCACCUGCCAACGCGUUCAAUGUCGAUACCACAGUCCUUACGUUAGUGGGUCUCUGUGGAGACAAUAAGGUGGACGAUCUCGGAGACAAUGUUUUGGACGCAACAGCCAACACAUUUCUGCCGGAUUGGGAUCCCAAAGACCCGUGGGGGUCUACUGCAAGCCUGUUGAUUCCGUUAUGGGACUGUGUUACCGACGAGAAGGGUCCUCCCAAAGUGCGGCAACUGGAUGAGACGGCAAGGAAAACCCGAAAACUGAGAGGUGUCAAGGGACAAAGAUCCGCAUGACAAAAAAAGGCAAAGAGAAGGAUCAAGAAGUAUGGAGGCCAAACGAUAAGAUGCCAGAGCUCAAGGCAGUACUAGUAUCAAUCUUGGAGUCAGCCGAACGAAGUGCCCGCAUCCCCAACGCUUUGGUUGCACUUCAACAACCCCCGCCCUAUCUAGAAUCUAGACCACGCAUAUCAGCUUAGACAACAUGCACCAUCAUACUGCCACAUGAUCGUUGCAGUGCCCCAAUCGCUCCGAACCGGUGCAUCUUUCCUUCGUCUUUACCAGU